AUGCCGACAAUUUCAGUUAAAAAACGAGAAAUCGAAAAACUUCUUGGUAAAUCGUAUGACUCGGAAACAUUUUCUGAUAUUUUAUUUAAUUACGGAUUAGAAAUUGAUGAAUGUAUCGAAGAAAGUGAUGAUAUUACUUAUAAAAUAGAAAUACCUGCUAAUCGUUAUGAUUUAUUAUGUGCCGAGGGUUUAAAUUACGCACUACAGUCUUAUUUAUUUGAAAAGGUAUUCGAGGAUAUUAAUUUACAAUCCAGUGAAUACACCAUUUUUAAACAACAUUUUGGUAAUCGGUCUUGUGUGGCGGCUGCUAUAAUAAAAAAUUAUAAAUUUGAUAAAUAUUCUUAUGACAGUUUUAUAUCUUACCAGGAAAAGUUAUGUGGCAAUCUUGGUAGAAAUAGAUCAUUAGUGUCUAUGGGGACACACGAUCUAGAUACAAUUUCAUGGCCAGUGACUUACAAAUCAAUAAAAAAAACGGAAUUAAAAUUCGCACCGUUAAAUUGCACCAAAGAAAUAAACGACUUGGAAAUGCAUUUUAAAGACGAUAAAAAUAUCGGGAAAUAUUUACAAUACGUUGAUAAUGAUAACUAUAUAGUAUUUAUGGAUGCUAAAGGUCAUAUAUUAAGUGUACCUCCGGUUAUAAAUAGUAAUAGAACUAAAAUAUCUGUUAAUACUACAAAUAUUCUGGUAGAAGUUACAGGUACAAAUACUUAUAAAGUUAAUACAUGUUUAAAAAUGAUAUUAAGUGCAUUUAGGACCGAUAACAUGUGUCAGGUCAAUAUAAUUAGUGAUAAGCAAGAAAUACUUGAAAUUAAAGAUAAAUCGUAUUUAUUGUCGAUAGAUGAAGUUUAUAAAGAGCUAAAUAUUAAUAUAUCUGUGAUAGAUUUAUCAGAUUUAUUAAUUAAAAUGAUGUAUAAAACUAAUAUUAUUGACGAUAAACACCUAAAUGUUACUGUACCAUCUGUAAGACAGGAUGUACUUCAUAAAGCAGAUCUUAUAGAAGAUAUUGCUAUAUGUUACGGAUUUAAUAACAUUAAUAUGGUUAUGCCCGAUAUUAAUACUAUUGGCAGUGAAAAUAGAAUAAAUAAGUUUAGUGAUAAAUUAAGAUUGGAAAUGUGUAUGUUGGGAUUUACAGAAGUUUAUACUAUGGUGCUAGUAUCUAAAAGUGAUAAUAUAUUCGGAGAUAAUAGUGCGGUUGUAUCUAAUUAUAAAUCACUGGAAUGUGAAGCGGUGCGAAGUUCUCUUUAUCCAGGGCUAAUGAAGGCUGUAUCUAGUAAUUUACACUGUAAAAUACCUAUAAAGAUCUUUGAAGUAGGGGAUGUGGUGUUUUUAGAUAGUGAAAGUGACGUGGGUGCUAGAAAUAGAAGAUAUUUAUCUUGUUUAUACGUUGGUAAUAAAAGUCAUUUAGAGGAUGUACAAGGACCUAUGACUGUGAUUUUAGAAAAAUGUGGUAUCAAAGACUAUAAGUUUGAGAGGAUGGAUGAUGAAAAAAAAUAUUUGAAAAAUCAGAGUGCUGUUUUAAAAAUAAACGAUAAAAUUUUUGGAAGUAUUGGUGUCUGUAACGGAGAUGUUUUGAACAAGUAUAAGAUACCUUAUUCAGGAUCUAUGUUUGAAUUGGAUAUAGAAAGUAUUUUUGAUACAUUUUUUAAUUAA
Messenger RNA from Vairimorpha ceranae, 1650 nucleotides. RefSeq names its product phenylalanyl-trna synthetase subunit beta. Bases 1 to 1650 code for a protein of 549 amino acids. The transcript has a single exon. Gene Ontology annotation, cellular component: cytoplasm; phenylalanine-tRNA ligase complex. Gene Ontology annotation, molecular function: phenylalanine-tRNA ligase activity; ATP binding; RNA binding. Gene Ontology annotation, biological process: phenylalanyl-tRNA aminoacylation. NCBI's taxonomy places the organism in Eukaryota, Fungi, Microsporidia, Nosematidae. The record is from RefSeq and is a predicted model, not a curated record.